Molecule: messenger RNA, 9584 nt
Organism: Lagenorhynchus albirostris (white-beaked dolphin)
Lineage: Eukaryota; Metazoa; Chordata; Mammalia; Artiodactyla; Delphinidae
Gene: TTF1
Product: transcription termination factor 1
Exons: 11
Coding region: 48-2336 (762 amino acids)
Source: RefSeq, a predicted model, not a curated record
AUGGUGCUGAGUUCAAGAGACCAGAAGGAGAAGCAUACAGGAGUAAAAUGGAAGGAGAAUCAAGCAGAUUGGAAACCCACACUCCAGUUUUCGUCAAGAAAAAGACUAAGCAUUCUGUACAUAAGGAGAGACAUGGGAGGCAUCCCCAUGAAAGUUUCAGAGACUCCUCCUUGGCAAAUGAACAGGCUGACAUAACUAAGGGUAAAAAAAAGAGAAAGGAUGCCCAGCAUCUUGUUUCUUCUCCUUUGAAAAAAUCAGAAAUUUGCGAUGAGACUGAAAAGGCCACUUCUAUACCCAAAAAGAGUAAAAAGAGAAGAAAAGGUGCUUUGGGGGUCGAUAAGGAAGCAGGUGUUGCGUACGUCCUGGUGAAUAAAGAAAACAUUGAGAACACACCAAAGAAUUUUACAAAGAAUGUCGAUGUCGUUUACAUUGAUGUAAGCAAGGAGCGAAAGUCAACAAAAGGGCCUGAAGCAGAUGAACCGCAUUUAGUUACUAAGUCACAUGAACAUGAGUCAGAACUGCAUGAUAAAGUUCGGGAGAAAAAGCAGAAAAAACAUCGGAGGAAAGUUGCAUCCUGUGAUGCUGUCCAGGAAAGUCUGGGUGCAAGCAUUACCCUGCCCGGAUCAGAAUCCCAAGAGCAGGAACCCCAGCCUCCCAUGGGCCAAGAAGGUGAAAUUGCGCAACUACCAGUGUCUGCAGAUCAAAGCAAGUCUAAGAAAAGAAAGAGGAAGCGUGCAAAUGACCAGGAAUUUGAGGCCUUGCCUGCGCCUGAGAGCGCUGAGAACAUAUACUCAGAGGGAUCGCAAGUGAUUGGUGAGGUCGGGACUGCAGGAGGCAAUCAGGAAUCCAGUGGCCUCAAGAAAAAGUCUAAGAAAAGGAAGAGAAGAUCUGUUGAUACUGCCGCGGCACCUGGUGGUGAUUUUUCAGUCCUCAGGACGAACUCUGAGGACAUGCUCUUUGAUUCAGUGGAAGGUCAUGGUACCUUGAUUGAAGAAAGUGUGAAACCCAGACCACAAGAGGAGAAACCCCAGGCCUGUUCAGAAGAGGUGCAGAGAUUAGAACCUACAAAUGAAGAAGAAAGCAAUUUGGAGUCGGCUAAAGAUCCUGAAACCAAGUAUUUAUCUGAAGAUUCGAGAGAUUCAGAUAAUUCAGACGUGGAUUUGGAUUCUGCUGUGAGGCAGCUCCAGGAGUUCAUCCCUGAUAUCAAGGAGAGGGCUGCCACUACAAUUAAGCGAAUGUAUCGGGAUGACUUGGGACGCUUUAAAGAAUUUAAAGCCCAGGGUGUCGCUAUUAAAUUUGGCAAGUUUUCCGUGAAGGAAAAUAAGCAGUUAGAGAAAAACGUGCAAGAAUUUCUGUCUCUGACAGGAAUCGAGAAUGCAGACAAGCUGCUGUACACAGACAGAUACCCAGAGGAGAAAUCUCUAAUCACCGACUUAAAAAGAAAAUACUCGUUUAGAUUGCACAUUGGUAAGGGCAUUGCCCGGCCCUGGAAACUCGUAUACUACCGAGCAAAGAAGAUGUUUGAUGUCAACAAUUACAAAGGCAGGUAUAGCAAAGGAGAUACCGAGAAGCUAAAGAUAUACCAGUCCCUCCAUGGAAACGACUGGAAAAAGAUUGGCGAGAUGGUGUCUCGAAGUAGCCUCUCUGUGGCCCUGAAGUUCUCCCAGAUCAGCAGUCAAAGAAAUCAUGGUGCUUGGAGCAAGACGGAGACCCAGAAACUAAUCAAGGCUGUUGAAGAAGUGAUUCUAAAGAAAAUGUCUCCCCAGGAGCUAAACGAGAUGGAUUCUAAACUCCAAGAGAAUCCUGAAGGCCGCCUGUCAGUUGUUCGGGAAAAACUCUACAAAGGCAUAUCCUGGGUAGAAGUGGAGGCUAAAGUGGAAACCAGGAAUUGGAUGCAGUGUAAAAGUAAGUGGACGGAAAUUCUAACCAAGAGGAUGACAAAUGGUCGGGACGUAUACCGGGGAGUUAAUGCCCUACAGGCCAAGAUCAACCUCAUUGAAAGGUUGUAUGAAAUAAAUGUGGAAGAUGUUAAUGAAAUAGACUGGGAAGAUCUUGCUAGCACCAUAGGGGAUGUUCCUCCAUCUUAUGUCCAAACUAAAUUUUAUAAGCUGAAAGCUACCUGUGUUCCCUUUUGGCAGAAGAAGACUUUUCCAGAGAUUAUAGACUACCUUUAUGAGACUAGUCUACCGUUGCUUAAAGAAAAAUUAGAGAAGAAGAUGGAGAAAAAAGGGACUGAGAUCCAGACCCCGGCAACCCCCAAGCCAGUCUUCCUGUUUCGAGACAUCUUUUAUUGUGACGAUGACAGUGAGGGAGAAGACGGAGAUGAAAAAUGUUAAGCGGCUGAUACUCUCUCUUGUCCAUUUUUCUAGGUCUGGUUGUGUUUAUAUACGUGUCAAUAAAGCUAUUUUCACUAUUGAUUUUACUGAAGAAGGUGCAACAGCCAAAGGAAGGGUAUGAAAAUAAUAACAUAUUGUGGAGCAUUAAAAAUUGAUUCACAUUUCAUAUUCAAGUUUGUCUGAAUGUGAAAAGAAAGGCAAGUGUAUGAGCUGAUUUAAUAUUUUCUGUGCUAUUAUAUUGAAAAUAAUUACAACUAAUGGUUUUCAUACAACAGCAGGAUCCCAAGUCCCUCUAAUGGCAGCAGAGGGUAGUCAUGUCCGACGAACAUUUUCUUUUUUUUUGGCUGCGCCACAUAGCUUAUGGGAUCUUAGUUCCCCACCAGGGAUUGAACCCAGGCCCUCGGCAGUGAAAGCGCAGAGUCCUAACCCCUGGACCGCCAGGGAAUUUACCCCAAUGAACAUUUUCAUGAUGUGGAUUCAACUAUACGUGCAUUCAGCAAAAAAGAGAAUGUUUACAAUUUUAAUAAUGCAUGCCAUUUUGCUUUCUGUUUUUCAAUUGUUUAGAUGUAUAUUUUAGUGUGUGUACGUAUUAGGUAAGUGGUACAGAGAAGUUUGUGUUCCCAUAAACUGGUUUCGGUUCCCAUGUGCCUGUCAUGGUGUGCGUAUCUCAUCUUCCUGAGUGUGAUUCUAGUGUUUAAAGAUAGGUAUUUUUCAUACAAGAUGCCCUCUCAAAGCCAGUCACAGAAUUCAUCUGGUGUUGAACUGGAAAAAACAAAGAAACCAGCAAUCUCUUCCAUUGCUUCUGGAAAAACUGCCUCUGUUAGACUUCCCUUGCUGGCAAAGGAAAUAAAGUGCCCAGGCUUCUAGCCUCAUCUGUACAGGGGAGAACAUAGAAAGGAAGGUGUGGGUGAGCAAUAUCCCAUACAGUGAGGCCACCCUCUGGGACAAGGUGCAGCACCCUUGUCUCCUGAGUGUAGCAUCGUGAUGUGUGAUGUUGGUCAAUUCAUCCACAAAGCUAGACAUUUUUCCAAGCUUGCCGUCAUCAGAGAAGGAAGAAUACAGAGAAACAAGUUUAGGAGUCCUCAGUCACCAGUAUAUCCACAGCACCUAUCAUGGUGUUGUGCAAAUAAUAGACACUCGAUACAUAUUCAGGGAACAAAUGAGUAUUUUCUUUUUAAAAAUUUAUUUAUUUAUUUUUGGCUGUGUUGGGUCUUCGUUGCUGCACGCAGGCUUUCUCUAGUUGCUGCGAGCAGGGGCUACUCUUCAUUGCAGUGCGCGGGCUUCUCACUCUGGUUGCUUCUCUUGUUGUGGAGCACGGGCUAUAGGUAUGUGGGCUUCAGUAGUUGUGGCCUGUGGGCUCAUUAGUUGUGGUGCACGGGCUUAGUUGCUCCGCAGCAUGUGGGAUCUUCCUGGACCAGGAGUUGAACCCGUGUCCCCUGCAUUGGCAGGCGGAUUCUUAACCACUGCGCCACCAGGGAAUUCCCAGAACAAAUGAAUAUUUUCUUUUUAAUAAGCAUUUUGCCUUUAGUCACCUCCUUCUAUCUGUCAAACAUACCAAUCUCCAGGCUGAUGGGAAUAUAAAUUACAUGUUCCUUUUGGAGGACAAUCCGGUAGAAUACAUCAAAGCCUUAAGAAUGUACAUAUUCUGAGAUCCAGCAGUUUCACUUCUAGGACCUAAAGAAAUAAUAGAACUAGUGUAAAAGAAUGGCACAUUUAUAAUAUGAAAACUAGAAAAAUAUAAAUGUUCUUUAAUAGGAAAUUUACUAUAUAUGAUGGUAUAUUCCUAGAAUGGAAUAUUAGGCAGUAAUUAAAAAUGAUAAUGAGGGACUUCCUGGGUGAUGCAGUGGUUAAGAAUCCGCCUGCCGGUGCAGGGGACACGAGUUCGAUCCCUGGUCUGGGAAGAUCCCACAUGCCGCAGAGCAACUAAGCCCGUGCACCACAACUACUGAGCCUGCGCUCUAGAGCCCACAGGCCACAACUACUGAGCCUGUGUGCCACAACUACCGAAGCCCACGUGCCUAGAGCCCGUGCUCCACAAGAGAAGCCACUGCAGUGAGAAGCCCGUGUACCACAACGAAGAGUAGCCCCUGCUCGCAGCAACUAGAGAAAGCCCAUGCAUGGCAACGAAGACCCAACACAGCCAUAAAUAAAUAGAUAGAUAAAUAAAAAUUUUUUUAAUGAUAAUGAUAGAUUUGGUUAACAUACAAGGUAAACAAUAUAAUCAACUAAAAUACAUACUGUUUUUCAUUCAGAAGUGUACAUAUUAUCUUCUUAAUUUUGUAACAGUAAAAAAAAAAAAAAUAGGGACUUCCUGGUGGUCCAGUGGUUAAGACUCCUUGCUUCCAAUUCAGGGGGCACAGGUUCAAUCCCUGUUGGGGGAACUAAGAUCCCACAUGCUGCGUGGUGCGGCCAAAAACGAAAAAAAAAAAAUUGUGUAAAUAGAGAUGCAUUACAGUGUAAGGGAGGAAUUAAACCCAAAGUGUUGACAGUGGUUCUCUCCGGGAAGUGGGAUUGUAAGUUUAUAGGUUAGAAGUCUUGACUUGCAAGUGCCAGAAAAUCAGACUCAGAUAGAUCAAAGGCAUCUGGGGACUCUCAGACUGAAAAUCCAGAGGGAGAGGAUGGAUCCAGCUACUCAGAGUCCCCAGAAUGUGUUUUCUUGCUGAUUCUCAGCUCUCCCUUCUCCAGAGUCCACUUUAUCUUCAAUCCACACGAGGGGGCCCCUUGGUCCUGAGGGGUGCCUUCAUAGAGCCCCAUGUUAUAGCAUCCUUCUUAUUAUUACUUAAAUAGAGGAUGCCAUUCAGAGAACAAUAGCUCUUGCUUAAGUCCUGGGUUUUGUUCCCAGUGCCCAAAUUAGAGCUUGUGCCAACUCUGAGCCAUCACUGUAGGCACAAAAAUAGGAUGGUCUUCAACCCAUCUGGGCUCAUGUCUGGAGCUGGGAUUUAGCUCAACCUGCCUUAAAUGGCUGAAAGGGUAAAUACCCCUGUGGAAAAUCAUGGUUCCAUUAGCAGAAGAGGGGAGUGGACCCUGAGGAAGCGACCCACACAUGUGCAGGACUGUGGGUAAUUACCUGUGCUGUGAAUUUUACCCAAUAAACUUGUGUACUUGGUAAAAGCUUAAUUUUUUAACUUUUUCUCACCCCUAGCUCCAUGCCCUUCCCCCACCCCACCCCCCAAAAUCUUAGUUUUGCCAAACACCCUUUUGACAUACAAGGAUCCAGGAAUUUGGAAGAAAAAGAAGGGAAGGGUAGACUGUAUUUGUCAAAUACAGGUCCAAGAGAAGAGAAAAGGGAAAACCAUGAGUUUGGUUUGAAUGUGUAGACUUUGAAGUAUCAACAGGGCCCAUUUGAGGAGACCCCAGUCUACUGCAUGGAGAGAACAGACAAGAACAAACCACACUAGAGAGGUGGGUUGGUUUGUUAGCUCCCUGAGGGUGAGAGUUGGAGCCAUGAAAUGGACAACCCCAUUUACGGCAAGAAAAAGGCAGAAGAGGAAACGUGUACUUGGCAGGGAGUGGAAGAGGAGUAGACUCAGAAAGUGAACAAGGGUAAAGAGAAGAAGGUGACCCAUCUAACAAGAAACAAGACCGAGGAACAAAUAAAAUUGCUUUUCAACAGUCUUGACUGCAUAAUGUGAGAGUCCUUGGCCCAGUCCUUGGCCAUUGAGCACUCUUCAGUAAGCAUGCCUUUCAGCUCUUCAUCUUAAUUUGGAGACUUCAUCGUCCAACAAAGAGGUCCAGAACUGCAGUGCACAGGAGUGUGUAAUCAGACCAUGGCAUCUGUUCUCCUCAGAACACUACUUUUAGUUCAACAAGCAUCAUGGACCACAUGCAGUGAGCCAGGUACUGUUAGGAGCUAAAGAUGUAAGAGGGAACAAUACAGACUUGGUGCCUGUUUUCUUGGAGGCUACACAAUCUAGCACUUUCUGAACACCUUUCCCAGUCCAUCUCCUGAAAUAACACGCCAUAGUGCUAAUUCUUCGACCUCAUCAAAUAAUCCAUCGAUCCAUCAACCCACUCCUAGCCUACCCAAGUGUCCAUCCUUACAAUCCCUCCCUUCUGAACACCCUCGGCUCUUAUUCUCUCCCCCUGGUACUUCCCUGCUCAAGACCCCAGACCUGGAUGAGCCCUUCCAUCUGCCUCCUUUCUGCACCUGAAGAGCUGAAUAUUCCUAGAAGAAAGUCACACAGCUCAGCUGGUUUAAUGACCGUAAACCUCAAAAAGACAGUGUUGCCAGCAACCCCCUAUAAAUUUAUUUAUUUAUUGUUGGCUGUGUUGGGUCUUCAUUGCUGCACGUGGGCUUUCUCUAGUUGCCGUGAGCAGGGUUACUCUUCAAUGCAGUGCGCGGGCUUCUCAUUGUCGUGGCUUCUCUUGUUGCGGAGCACGGGCUCCAGGUGCACAGGCUUCAGUAGUUGUGGCACGUGGGCUCAGUAGUGCCAGCAACCCUCUAAUAGGCUUGCUGUUCUUUUACCCACAUCAGCUGUGUCCUACAUUCAACCAUCCCACAACCCUCUUCUGCCCUUUUCAUGAUUCACUGAGAAAAUUGAAGCCAUCCCCCAUCAAAUCCCUCUUCCCUGCACCAACCAGUCAAUCCUACCUCCAUCUAUAUUCAUCCAUCCUACUACAAGCUGAGUCCCUACACCUGAGCCCUGCAGUCUGUCCCUUCACAUUAUCUCAGAGAUUUUGGUCCUUUGCUGAUCCUUCUAAAUUGUCAGUCUCACCUAUUCUGCAUUGCUAUCACCAUACAAACAAGCCAUGGUAUUAGCUAUCUUUGAUUCUAUACAUGUAGAAUCAAUUACCACUUUCUGCUACACUCCCCCCACUGCCUCCAACUUCUAAAUGCUCAUGUUCCUCGAGACUUUUUGGGCUCUUCACGUUCUCCCGAUGCCUCGAAAUAACAUCUAUGUGCUGAUGGCUCCCAAAUGUGUAGUUAUAGGUCAAAUUCUCCCCCAAACUCCAGGCUAAAACAUUAAUCGGCCUACCUGCCAUCUCCAUUCAAACGUCUGAGCCGUUUGACCAUAAGGUUAAAAAGGACUUUAGUUUUUCAGAGUAGUUUUAGGUUCACAGCAAAAUUCAGAGGAAAGUACAGAGAUUUCUGAAAUACCCACUGCUUCCCCCCCCCAUAUGCAUAGCAUCCCCCAUUAUCAACAUUCCCUACCAGUGUAGUACGUUUGUUACAACUGAUGAACCUACGGUGACACGUCAUUAUCACCCAGAGUCCAUAGUUUUCAUUAGGGUUCACUCUUUGAUAUGUACAUUCUAUGAGUUUGGACAAAUGUAUAAUGACAUGUAUCAGUCCUUUAAUAUCAGAGUACUUUCACUGCCCUAAAAAUCCUCUGUGCUCUGCCUGAAAGCUCAGUCAAUUCACAAAGAAGAUACACUAAUUCUCAAUCUGCACAUGAAAAGAUGUUCUACAUCAUUAGUUAUUAGGGAAAUACAAAUGAGGCACAGUUUUAACCCAUUGGGAUGACUGAAAUUUAAAAGACUUACAAUAGGGAUAGUAUUGACAAGGUUGUGGAGCAAAUGGAAGUCUUAUACUUUUGCUUAUGGUAAUUUAAGACAGUAAAAUCACUUUGGGAAAUGGAUUGUAAAUUCUUGUAAUGUUAAAGACACACCUACCCUGUAAUCCAGCAAUUCCACUCCUGCAUAUUUGUCCAUGUUAACUGAAAACGUAUGACCAUUAAAAGACUUGUACAGUAAUGUUCAUAUCAGCUUUAUCUAUUAACAGUGGAAAACUUGAAACCACCCAAUAUUCAUCAGUAGAUGACUAAAAGAAAAAAACCAAAUUGUGGUGUAUUCAUUGAAUGAUACCCUUCUCUGCAAUAAAAAUGAAUUGCUGAUACAUACAAUAACAUCUGUGAACCUCAUACACUUCAUGUUGAACAAAAGCAGAUGGUCAAAAGAAUACAUAGUGUAUAAUUCCAUUGAUAGAGUUCUAGAAUAGUCUAAAUGAAUCUAUGAUGAUAGAUAUGUUGAUAGAAGUCAAAUCAAUGUUUCCAUUGGGUGAAUGGGGAGAAGAUUUUCUGCCAGGUGUCCCAAGGGCACUUUUCUGGCAGGAAGAAAAUGUUUUAUAUCAUGAUUAGAGAUGGUUACAUGAAAUUACGGAGUUGUUAAAAUCCCUCAACUAUACACCUAAAAUGUGUACUUAUUGUGUAUAAUUGUAUAUAAAUUAUAUAAAGUUGACAAAAUCAUGGAAUAAGAGGCUACAGUGAAGGUUAAUGAUGAUGAAAUCAAUAGAAAUUAUAAUAUAACAAAUAUUUUAGUAAUUCAUUAAGAACAGAUCCAUUUCAAAUAGAAAUAAUGUGUAACAUGUUCUUGGAUUGUUGGUAAUCCACAUAAUGAUGAGUAAUGAGUCAAAUGAUCAAACUGGAAAAAGUACUGAAAUUUUGACAUACUGACAUCUAAAACUCACAAUCUGUAUCUAAAAAUGAGAAAAAUCUAUGACAACCUAGUAGUAAUGUGUUAUCAAUUCCAAGUAUUUAGGUUCAGUCAUUACACCAGAAACUUUAUGUGUCCUGAAUUCUUACAGCUUAUCUGUGAAAAAAGGCUUGAUACAAAUUUUUUUUAACUUGACAAUCCUAAAAUUUGCAUAUUAUAAAAUGAAAUAUUAAUUUGAAACUUUCAUAAACGCAAUAAAAUUUCAUCAAUCUUACUAGAAAAAAGACUGAAUUACGUUUGUGUUCCUUGUAUAGAAAAUGAUCUUCAACCUCAUUGCUGAGAUAAAAGUGUAUGAAGCCCAAAUAUAUAACUUUUAUAGAGUUGUGUUUGCAGCUUAAAUAUUUUUUUCUGAAUUUUUAAUAUUUGUGGGGUUUGUCCGUUUUAAAGAUUUGUAAUUUGUGCUAUUCAUUUCAAAUAAAUAUUAAAGACACCCCUCAAGUUGUGUAAACUUUGGGCUCUACAACUCCUGAGCAUACCUUGGAUCAAUGAAUCUCUGAGUGUAAAAAGCAAUUCACGGAAAAACGCAUUCAGUCUAAUUUGAUAAAGUUCAAAAACACGCUAAGGUUCAUUAUUUACAGAUUAAAGACAAUAUUACCAUUUGUAAUACGUGGUAAUAUUAUAAGGUAAUAAACGUGGUAAUAUUAUAAGGAGAGAGCCACAGCGGGCUCAGAAGCAGGAUGAAAUUAUGACUUCAGUGGCCCUAGGUACUUUUUGCCUUCAGGGGCACUUUCCUCCUUAAAAAUAUCAACAUUUAUAUUUUAUGACUGUAUUGGUAUAAAGACAAAUAAAUGGUAAAUAUUAAAAGAUUUUCUUCAA